CUCCUCUUUGCUCUUAUAACGGAGCCGUCCCAUCACAGAGGAGCUUUCGCUUCACUUGACUUCACACUGGGACACGGACCAACAUGUACUGGGAUUCCGCUAUCAAGCCCGACACCAAAAUAAAGAUGGAAGUGUGCCAAGGUGGCUUCUACGGGGAGGACUUUAGAACCCAGGAGGUGCCGGCAGGGUUUGACUUUGCAUCUUUCGACUACCCUGGUGAAGAUGUGUCUUUUCUGUUAGACAGCAGCAAGGCGUCCACGCAGCAGCCGCAGUAUUCACUCGACAGCAGUUAUGCGGAGCCGCCGAAAGUCAACUCAAGCGACAUUGGUCUCUUCAACCUGGACUCAUUCCAGGAAUUCACCUGGUGGACUUCUUAUCCACAAGACGGGCUGAUGGUGGAGCAGCACCAAGUGAGUGGUUACCAGGAGCCGGGGGCCAAUCAGAGCUACCAGAGCCUGGUGCCCCAGAGCGGCCGGUUCAGCCCGGCCACAGAGGGCAGCCACAGCCCCUUCCCGGGCGUCAAAAACACAGACGGCGAGUCGGGAUACUGCCGCCACACGGCCGACCUCUACCCUGACUCGGACGGCCAGAGAGGCUUCUGGUCCGAAUACUCCCCGGCUGGCUUUGGCGGUCCCCCGCCGCACCCGCCUACGCCCUCCGUCUGCCCCGCCCCCACCAACCCAAGCCCUCAGCCGUCAGACCACUACUACCCCCGUGUGGCCAAGCGCAAAAAUCUCCAGCGGCCCGACAGGGACAGUCACGUGGCCCCUAUGUCCGCUUAUCCAGGUUCUGGCCCGAUCCAGCUGUGGCAGUUCCUACUGGAACUUCUUCUGGAUUCCGCCUGUCGCACCUUCAUCUCCUGGACCGGGGACGGCUGGGAGUUUAAGAUGUCUGACCCAACUGAGGUGGCCAAGCGCUGGGGCCAGUGCAAGAACAAGCCCAAGAUGAACUACGAGAAGCUGAGCCGGGGCCUUCGCUACUACUACCACAAGAACAUCAUCCACAAGACGGCGGGCAAGCGCUACGUGUACCGCUUUGUCUGCGACAUGCAGGGCAUGCUGGGAAAGACGGCACAGGAGGUGCUGAGCAGCCUGAACAUUUUGCCCACCUCCAGCAGCACAGAGUCGUCCGCGUCAGACUUCAGCAGCGAGCGAUGGGAGUAAAAAA
Molecule: messenger RNA, 1167 nt
Organism: Syngnathus acus (greater pipefish)
Lineage: Eukaryota; Metazoa; Chordata; Actinopteri; Syngnathiformes; Syngnathidae
Product: ETS1-related protein
Exons: 7
Coding region: 84-1163 (359 amino acids)
Biological process (GO): cell differentiation; regulation of transcription by RNA polymerase II
Cellular component (GO): nucleus
Molecular function (GO): DNA-binding transcription factor activity, RNA polymerase II-specific; sequence-specific DNA binding
Source: RefSeq, a predicted model, not a curated record